Diutina rugosa is the source of this 1191-nucleotide messenger RNA. RefSeq names its product translation initiation factor eIF4A (gene TIF). Gene Ontology annotation, molecular function: ATP binding; RNA helicase activity; RNA binding. The coding region runs from base 1 to 1191 and encodes 396 amino acids. The transcript is spliced from 2 exons. The record is from RefSeq and is a predicted model, not a curated record. Lineage: Eukaryota; Fungi; Ascomycota; Pichiomycetes; Serinales; Debaryomycetaceae.
AUGUCUGCUGAAGGCCUUACUGAAAUCGACGGUCAAAUCGAAACCAACUACGACACUGUUGUCUACAAGUUCGAUGACUUGAACUUGAAGCCCGCUAUCGUCAGAGGUAUCUUCGGUUACGGUUACGAAUCGCCCUCGGCUAUUCAACAAAGAGCUAUCUUGCCCAUCACUGAAGGUAGAGAUGUCUUGGCCCAAGCUCAAUCGGGUACCGGUAAGACUGCCACCUUCACCAUCUCGGCUUUGCAAAGAAUUGACGAAAACGAAAGAUCGACCCAAGCUCUUAUCCUUGCCCCCACCAGAGAAUUGGCGUUGCAAAUCAAGAACGUCAUCACCUCGAUUGGUUUGUACUUGAACGUCACCGUCCACGCCUCGAUUGGUGGUACCAACUUGGCUGACGACAUCGACGCUUUCAAGUCGGGCGCUCAAAUUGUUGUCGGUACUCCUGGUAGAGUCUACGACAUGAUUGAACGUAGAUUCUUCAAGACCGACAAGGUCAAGAUGUUCAUUCUUGACGAAGCCGAUGAAAUGUUGUCGUCGGGUUUCAAGGAACAAAUCUACAACAUCUUCAGAUUGUUGCCCGAAACCACCCAAGUGGUGUUGUUGUCGGCCACCAUGCCCCAAGAUGUGUUGGAAGUCACCACCAAGUUCAUGAACAAGCCGGUGAGAAUCUUGGUCAAGAAGGACGAAUUGACCUUGGAAGGUAUUAAGCAAUUCUACAUCAACGUCGAAUUGGAAGACUACAAGUUCGACUGUUUGUGCGACUUGUACGACUCGAUCUCGGUCACCCAAGCCGUCAUCUUCUGCAACACCAGAGCUAAGGUCGAAAUGUUGACCACCAAGUUGAAGGCGGAAAACUUUACCGUGUCUGCCAUCCACGCCGACUUGCCCCAAGCCGACAGAGACACCAUCAUGAAGGAAUUCAGAUCGGGUUCGCUGAGAAUCUUGAUCUCGACCGACUUGUUGGCCAGAGGUAUCGACGUCCAACAAGUGUCGUUGGUCAUCAACUACGACUUGCCCUCGAACAAGGAAAACUACAUCCACAGAAUCGGUAGAGGUGGUCGUUUCGGUAGAAAGGGUGUGGCGAUCAACUUCGUCACCGAAAGAGACGUCGGCAUGAUGAGAGAAAUCGAAAAGUUCUACUCGACUCAAAUCGAAGAAAUGCCCGCGGACAUUGGUUCGUUGUUCAACUAG